UCUUGGGACCUGUCGCCCGGUACUAUCCCCUCUCCGGAGGCCUUUCCUGGACACUUAGUGCUGGCCGCUGUGAUCUGGUUCAUCUGUGGUGCGGUGAGAGCCAUAGUGAGGACUCGUGAUGCCCAGGAAGCUGGAGAUGGGAUCAGUGUCCUUUGAGGAUGUAGUGGUGGACUUCACCUGGCAGGAGUGGCAGGACCUGGAUGCUGCUCAGAGGACCCUCUACAGGGAUGUGAUGCUGGAGAACUACAGCAGCCUGGUGUUCGUGGGGCACUGCACAACCAAACCUGAGUUGAUCUUCAAGUUGGAGCAUGAAUUUGGGCCUUGGAGUAAAGCAGAAGCCUCAGUCUGGAAUUUCCCAGAUGUUCAAAAAGUAUGUGUCCCGGUUGAGACCAUCCAAGAAAAUGAAGAGAGACAGUGGUGUGAAGUGAAGACCACCAGCAGCGAUAUACCAAAUAAAAAGAUGGCUGAAGCACAACUAAAGGUUCAACGGAAAAUCCAGCAAGGGGAAAAAACAGAUUCAUGUGUCAAAACACACUGCCACAGGCCACAGCACAAGAAGAGCCACACACGUGGGAAACACUGUGAAUGUAGGCACUGUUGUGAAGUUUCCCAUGAGAAGUCAGUGCUCACAGAACAGCAGAGAACUCAAACUAAAGAGAAGACCUAUGAGUGCAAAGAAUGCAGGAAGGGUUUCUACCACAAGUCACACCUCUUUCGACAUCAGAAAAUUCACACGGGAGAGAAGCCCUAUGGAUGUGAAGAAUGCCCAAAAGCCUUCUACCACAAGUGCUAUCUCAUCCAACCAGAGAAACCCUAUGAAUGUGAAGAAUGUAAGAAAGCCUUCUGCUGUAAGUGGCUUCUAACUUUACAUCAGAGAACUCACACAGGAGUGAAGCCUUUUGGAUGUAAAGAGUGCAGGAAAGCCUUCUUCUACAAGUCCCACCUCACUCGACAUCAGAGAACCCAUUCGGGUGAGAAGCCCUAUGAAUGUGGCGAAUGCAAGAAAGCUUUUUGGCAGAAAUCAAACCUUACUGCACACCAGAGAAUUCAUACCGGUGAGAAGCCCUAUGAAUGUAAAGUGUGCAAGAAUGCUUUCUACAACAAGUCAAACCUCACUUUGCAUCAGCGAAUUCACACAGGUGAGAAGGCUUAUGAAUGUAAAGAGUGCUGGAAAGCCUUCUACAGCAAGUCAAAACUCAGUCGACAUCAGGCAACUCAUACAGACUCCCUCAGCUCUAUGCACCUAGGCAUCGCUGAUGUCACCUCCUUUAUUCUGAAAGUUUGCCAGCAAGAAAUUUUUCAGGGAAAGACACUGGAGAGAGAUCCAGACCCUAGGCUGGAGCCUACAGCAGCUCCUCCCACUUCCCAUCUUUCCCACUGGCUGCUGAGCCCCACCACUGCCCCCAUGUGGAGGAAAAGGACACAGCAGAUGAGAAUCCCAGUAGAAAAGUCACCUUGGGUGCAAUGUCAUCAUUUACUGUAAACUUUCCUUUUAGGGCUGUCUCGGCUGUGUCUCAGAGAUCUGAGAGGUUCUGUUUUUAUCAUUAUUUGUUUCUGGGAAUCUUAAAAUGUCCUGUCUGAUUUCUUGAAUGAUCUCCAACUGUUCAUUUAACAACGCAUCCUUCAGCCUCCAAGUAUUUUUGUGGUUUGGGUCAUUUCUCUCAUUGUUGAUUUCUAGUUUUAUUUCAUUGUGGUCUGAUAAGAUGUAAGGAAUUAUCUUAGUUUUGUUGUUUGUUCUAUGUUUUGUUGAGGCUUGAUUACUUUGGGAGAAGGUUAUGAGCGCUGCUGAGAAAAAUGUGUGUUUCUUAUCUGUUGGGAGAAUAUUCUAUAUAUCUCCUAAGUUCAGCUCAUUAAUUUUGCUACGAAGUUUACUUUUCCCUCUAGAAAGAUAACAACAUCUGCUUGUUUAUAUUUUUAAUUUGCUUGGUAUAUUAGUCAGGGUUCUCUAAAGGAACAGACUGAUAGAACGUGUGUGUGUGUGUGUGUGUGUGUGUGUGUGUGUGUGUGUGUGUGUGUGUGUAAAUUAUUAGAGUGGCUUCCAUGCUGUGGUUCAAGUAGUUCCAAAACAAUCAAUCCACAGACUGGACAUCUAAUCAAUCCUAGUUGCGGAUGGAAUCCCCAGGAAGUCCUAGAGAGCUGCUAGUCUUCAGUCUAUGUUAGAAUUCUGAAGAAGUAAUACCAGCAAAGGAAAGCCUCAACAACAGGAUAGAUGAGCUUACCAGCAAGAAUGAGGGCAAGUAGGCAAAAAGCAAAAGCUUCCAACUUCCAUUUCCUAUUCUAUGGGCUGCCACCAGAAGAUAUGGCCCAGAUUUAGGGUAGUUCUUCUGACCUCAAAAGAUCCAGAUUUAGGGCAGGUGUUCCCACCUCAAAUGAUCUAUUCAGAGAAACGCCUUGCGUGUGUGCCCAGAUUCUUGGGUUUUAGUUGAUUCCAGAUGUAGUUAAGUUGACAACCAAGAUUAGCCAUCACACUUGGUAGUUUGUUUUCCAUCCUUUGACAUUGUGGAUUUGGUUUCCUUGCUGAGUAAGUGUGUUUCUUGGAGAGAAUGUAUAGUUGGUUCUUGCUUUUUAAUCCAGUCCAUCAGUCUAUAUCUUUUUAGUGGUAAACUGGGGCCAUUUACUGCUGUGGAAUAAUCCUCUACACUGUGAAAGUGUGUUGCUCUCAUUGUUAAUGAAAAGCUCAUUGGCUUAUAGCUAGGCAGAAAGAGAUUGGGUGAAACAGCCUGAGACAGGGAGAAUGCUGGGGUGGGAGUGGGAAGAAGGGCAAAGUCAGGAAGUCAUAGGCAGACACACAGAAGCAAGACAGACAUGCUGAACUGAGAAAAGGUACCAGGCCAUGUGGCAAAGCAUAAUUAAGAAAGAUGGGUUAAUUUAAGUGUAAGAGUUAGCUAGUAACAAGCCUGAGGUGUCAACUGAGCAUUUAUAAUUCAUAUCCACUCUCUAAGUCUGUUAUUUAGAAGCUGACAGGCAGGAAAGAAAUGACCACGUACAAUUUACAUUUAAGAUUAUUAUAGGAAGGGGCUUGCUAUUUCCUCUAAAUUUGUGAGGUGAUGUUCUUCUGUUUUGCUGGAUUAUUGGUAUUUCUUUUUCUUCUCCUAUAUUGGUUUUGAGGGUUUGCUGAGUUGCUGUGUUGAAGGGGGGUAUUUCUUUCUCAAGUCUAGCUUAUCUAUUGUUUUCAUAAAGUGUAUGCUCAUGAUUCACACGAAGACAGCUGUCCUCCAUUCUUCCUGUGAGGUAUUCCAAUAUAAACCUUCUUCAGUGUCUGGCUUGGUUGUUGUGAAUGGCCUUAAUUUGUGUUUGUCUUGAAAUACCUUUAUUUCUCCAUCAAUGUUGAAAGACAGCUUUGCAGAAUACAGAAUUCUUGGGUCACAGUUUGCUUUCAGAGCUUGAAGUAACUCAUUUUAUGUACUUCUGGCCUUUGUGAAGGCAGAUGAAAAGUCUGGGGCGAUUCUGAUCUUUCUGUCUUUGCCUGUGAGUUGUCAUCUUUUUCAAGCUGCUUUUACAAUUAUUUUUUAACUUAUAUUUUUGACAUCCUGACUGCUGUAUGUCGUGGAGUGUUUCUUCUCUGUUUGUCUAUAUGGAGUUCUAUACACCAAUUUCUUUCUCUAAUCUGAGGCCUCUCUCUCUCUCUUUUUUUCUAUAAUUUCAUUAGUUUUUCUUUUUUUGGAACAAAUCUUUUUUAUUUAACUUUUUUGUUGACUCUUUGGGAGUUUCACAUCAUGCACCCCAAUUCUGCUCACCUCCCGGUCCCCCCAUAUCCUCUCCUCAUCCCUGCCACAAUCCUACCACAAAAGAAAACAAAACACAGUAAUCAAGAACAUUAAAAAACAAAACAUAAAAUUCCCUUUGCUUCUCCUUCUUUCCUCCCUCUCCAUCACUCUUCCCUCAUCCCAGUGGCAUUGGAGGCCUCGGUGUGCCAUAGCGUAUGCCACUUUGUCCCAUCAGCUUGACUGGCAAAUGUUCAUUGCAGUGAGUCACUGGUCUGGUUCAAGGCCUCUGGUUUCUGGUUCACCAUCCUCACUGGAUCCUCACCUGAACUCCUCUGGGGUAUCCUGUGGCCUCCUGAGGCUUGGAGAUCUUGCCAGUAUUGUUCUAUAGAACCAGUCCCUUCACAAGCUCCAGCAGGUCCUAGAUGGGGUAGAUGCUAGGGUGGGUCAACCCAAAGCCCAGCUAUGGGCCUGGGUGGUAGCCAAGCUGGUCAUUCGGGGCCACUGGGGCCAUUCUUUUCAGAUGAGGUGGUGGAGGCAGCUCCCCUACGUGCCUGCCCUCAGGGUCAGUUCACCCUCCCUGUGGUGAGGGGAGGGGGCCAGCUCUCUUGCUUGUAGUGUCCAGUGAGAAGCAAGGUCAGCAUUCCCAGAGCAGUGAAGGAUGGGGCCAGUUCAGCAUGUCACUCUGAUUUCAUCUCCCAUGGUUCCUAAGGCCUCCUGAGGUGACACAGGCCACAGACAUCAACACAGACCCCAGCUGCAGCUGGACCACGGACUCAGACAUGGCCAUUGGCAGCAGCUUCAGCCCUGAUGACAUCCUGGCUAUGGGUAGAAGGAAUGGCCACUCAGGUGGGAAUGGUUCUAGCAGACAUAAGGCCAUCGGACACCACCAAGGCCUCAGUUGCAGCCUCAGCCCUGAGCCUCUAUGUGACCUUUGGUGGCAAAACAUGGCCCAGACUUCAGCACAGACCCCAGGCAAGGUAGGACCAUGGACCCAACAUGGUUCUCAACAACAGCUGAGUCUGGAUGUCACCACUGCCCCAGUGGCAGUAUGGCUCUGAGACACCAACAUGGCCCACGAUCUCAAGUGUUUGCAUGGCCUUCGAUGGUAAGAGGAGCAUCGGACAUCAGCACAGAGCCUGGCUGCAGUAGAGCCACAGACCCUGACAUGGCCCUCGGCUGCAGCUCUGACCUGGGUGUCACCAUGAUGUUGAAUAGCCGCUCAGGCCACUCAGAUCUGGAUGCAUCCUGGCCUUUGGACACCAACCUGGACUCAGGUGGUUAAUCUGAUUCUGGGCUUCCUCAUGGCACUCGGUGGCAACAGGAGCCACAUACAUCAACCCAAACCCUGGUCACUAUAGGGCCACCGACCCAGACAUGGUCCUCAGCAGCAGCCUGGACCCAGAUAACACCAUGGCCCUGGAUGGCAGCACAGGCCACCCUGACCUGUGUGACCCAAGCUGUGGCGUGGCCCCCAGACUCCAACCAAGCCACAGCCUCAGGCCCAGAUCUUGGGACUCUGUAUGGGCCCUAGUGGCAACCUGGGCCACAGACUUCAAAACAGACCCCAGCUGCUGCUGGGCCCCAGGCAGCAGCUUGGCCUGGUCGACAUCCAAGCUCCAAGUGGUAGCCCCAGCCACUCAGAUCAGAUGGCUCUGGCAGCAGCAUAGCCCCUGGACACCAAUAAGGCCACAGGUUUCAAUUCAGACCCCAGGCGUCAUGUGGCCUUUGGUGGAACCCUGGGACAUGGGCAUCAACAUAGACAUCGGCAGCCACAGUAGGUUCAUGGACCCAGACAUGGUCUUUGGCAGCAGCCUAGGCCUGGUUGUCUCCAUGGCUCCAGUUGGUGACAAAGCCUGCCCAGAUAGGUACGGCCCCAGUGGCAGUGUGAUUCAUGGAGCCAAAAAUGGCCCCAGGAGGCGGCCCAACCCACUGGAAUCAGCAUGGUACUCAUUGGCAACAGGAACGGUGGACAUCAACACAGUCCCUAGCUACUGUAGGACCAGGGGUCAGACAUAGGCCUUGGCAGCCAUCCAGCCGGGACAUCAACAUGGACCCUCAGUCUACUCCUCACUGCCUUUACCAUGGCCCCCAAGGGUGGGAGGGGCAAGCAGGCCUCCAACAUCUGCCCGUUCCUCACAUCUUCAUUUCUUUCUUACUGCAUCUUUCCAUAGCUCGUGAUCCGUUCUGCUUCUCUCUCUCCCAUUCUCUACCACAUAUUUCCUUAUCAUAGUAAGGGCCACAUGCCCAUGGCUCUCUUCCCACCAACUGGGGCCUUGAGGAUCCUGGCUGGAUAGCCCCCAUUUGAGCAGAACUGCUUGAGGGUGGGAGUGGCUUUCUUCCCACCCUCAUUAGUUUUCUAUGCCAUUCAAUUUUAUGUCUGUUCCCUCUUCUACACCAUUACUUUCAACUUUAUCCUCUUGAAUGUCCCAGAUCAUUUGAAAAUAUCAUUUAGGUGCCUUAGGGUUUUUUCCCCCUAUUAUAUAAUGUCCCUUGGUAUUAUCUCAACUUUGUCCUCCAUUCCUGAAAUUCUUUCUUUUGCAUGGUCUUGUCCGUUAAUGAUGAUGUCUGUUGUAGAUUUUAUUUAGUUGACAGUUUCCUUCAUUUCAGGUGUUUCUGUUUGAUUGCUGUCUUAGUUGGGGUUUCUAUUGCUAUAAUAAACACCAUGACCAAAAGCAAUUGGGAUGUAAAGCUUAUUUGGCUUACACUUUCACAUCACUGUUCAACAUUAAAGGCAGUCACAGCAGGAACUCAAACAGGGCAGGAAUCUGCAGGCUGAAGCUGAUGCAGAGGACAUGGAGGAGUGCUGCUUACUGGCUUGCUCAGCCUGCUUCUUCUUUUUUCUGAGACAGGAUUUCUUGGUGUAGUUCUGGCUGUUCCAGAACUCGCUCUAUAGACCAGGAUGGCCUCAAACUCACAAGUCUGCCUGCCUGUGCUUCCUAAGAGCUGGGAUUAAAGGUGUAUGUCACCAUAUCCAGCUUCAACCUACUUUUUAUAGACCCCAGGACCACCAGCCCAGGGGUGACCCACCACAAUGGGCUGAGCCUUCCCACAUCAAUCACUAAUUAAGAAAAUACCCACAGCCUGAUCCUAUGGAGGCAUUUUCUCAUUAGAGGUUCCCUUCUCUCAGGUGACUAUAGCUUGUAUCAAGUGGACCUGAAAUUAGUGUACACACAACAAAUUCUCUACAGGUGUCUGUUCAGAGGAGAUUUCUACCAGGGUCCAUAACAGAUGUUACAAGCAGCUAGAAUACUAAUCUGAGGGAUCUCAAAUGAAUCUAAGCACAUGGAGCUCUUUAGUCCAUUCACUAUAUUCUUCUAAAUCAGUUCUCUCUACACAGCCUCUUUGCAGUUCUCAUACUUAGCUCCUCUCUGUCCCUUCUUCUGCUGUUCUCUCAUUGUUUUAUCUUGAUUCUUUUUCCUUUGUUCUCCCCAAGA
Molecule: messenger RNA, 7141 nt
Organism: Peromyscus californicus insignis
Lineage: Eukaryota; Metazoa; Chordata; Mammalia; Rodentia; Cricetidae
Product: zinc finger protein 809-like
Biological process (GO): negative regulation of transcription by RNA polymerase II
Molecular function (GO): DNA-binding transcription repressor activity, RNA polymerase II-specific
Source: RefSeq, a predicted model, not a curated record